AUGCUUACCAGAUUAGGAUUAAACACUACAGCACCAUACCAUUUUUUGUUCUACUCUAUCGUUUUCGGGGGUUCAGUGUUCCAUUCAUUCAUUGUCUCCCCAAUUGCUUUCAAGCAUUUAUCGAGACCAGAAUUCAGUAAUCUUCAGAAUAAGGUCUUUCCAACUUAUUUUCUUGGACAAGCAUUAUCACCUUUGGUAUUAGGUUUAACGACCCCAUUAAAGUUAUGUCCAUUCACGAUUGGAUUAUUGGCGUUAUCAAGUGCCACCGGUGCCCUCAACUAUUUUGUUUUAUUGCCUUGGUGCCAACAAAUUAAAGACCAGAGAAACAAAUUGGUUAGCGACAAGUUACAUGAAGUUAUUGAAAAUGGUGAAGUAAAACCUUCGGAAGAGAUGGUUAGAUUAAAUAAGCAAUUCGGUAAGUACCAUGGUAUUUCUUCUUUGGUUAAUAUUUUAUCCAUUCUUUCUCUCGGGGCGUAUGGGGUUAUUUUAUCCAAGAGAUUACUCUGA
Messenger RNA from Debaryomyces tyrocola, 507 nucleotides. The record is from the annotation of a GenBank genome assembly. NCBI's taxonomy places the organism in Eukaryota, Fungi, Ascomycota, Pichiomycetes, Serinales, Debaryomycetaceae.